Trypanosoma cruzi is the source of this 470-nucleotide messenger RNA. RefSeq names its product isoleucyl-tRNA synthetase, putative. The annotation marks the transcript as partial. The transcript has a single exon. The record is from RefSeq and is a predicted model, not a curated record. NCBI's taxonomy places the organism in Eukaryota, Euglenozoa, Kinetoplastea, Trypanosomatida, Trypanosomatidae. Gene Ontology annotation, molecular function: isoleucine-tRNA ligase activity. Gene Ontology annotation, biological process: isoleucyl-tRNA aminoacylation.
CGAUUCAGCAACUGACUCCAGAGGAGGUGGCAAGGUUCAUUCAAAGUGGGAAGAUGGAGGUGUGCGGAAAGCUCAUCACCGUCAACGAUGUCAAGGUGGUGCGCAAGAUCAAGGAUGGCUUUACGGAUUUUGAGAGCAACACCGACAACGAUGUGGUGGUACUUUUGGACAAACGCGAGGAACAGGCUCUGGUGGAUUCCUGGCGGGCGCGGGAGUUUGUCAACCGCGUGCAGCAGCUGCGCAAAAAGGUGAAGCUUGUGGUAACAGACAUGGUGGACGUGUACUUUGAGUCAGAGGACGUGGAGCUCACGAACUCUAUCCUCAAUUGUGCAGAACAGGUCAACAAGACCAUUCGGGGCAAAUGGGAGACGAUGGAUAAACUACCGGCAGACGCGAAAUUUGUUGCCGAAGAGGACAACAGCAUUUCCGGUGUUGGCAUUAAAAUUGUCUUCACGGAGGUUUCGGCCUGA